AUGACCAAACCAAGAAGGGUAGCUCUUUCCUCCCACAACUAUGAUGAUAAGAAUCACAAUCAUGAAAGAAUGGGGAAUAAUGUUCAUUCGGAACGUUCCGAUAUUUCAACCAAUUCCAAGGAAUCAUCAUCGUCGCUGCCAAGAUCAUCCACUUCUUCAAAAUUUUCUUCCAUUCUGAUUGCUGUAUUACCGACAUUAUUAACUUCCGUUAUGGAUCUCUAUAUUGAUAUGCACUUGACGAAAUAUUAUUUAGAAGAUAUUUGUUCCGAUAAUUCCAAUCAUGAUCAGCCAUAUUCUUUACAAUGUAUUUCUCCAUCCCGAUUUGGAUUAAUUCAUUCCUUGAUCCGAUCUCUGAGUUUAUUUACUGAUUUUUUCAGUGCAACCAUCAUUGAUAGCCAUUUACCGUUUCAACAACCGACCUUAUUAAUAGUGUUGGCACCACUGUAUUGGUUCAGUAUUUGUGCCUUAUUCAUGGGUCCUUCAAUGAUUCACAAGUUUUCAAACCAUGAAAAUAUGACAAGGUGGCUAUUUUCAACCGAUGUAUGGUAUACACUAUGUUCCUUAAUGAAGAAUAUGAUUCCGUUACGAGUGUUGUAUGAUUCAAGCAUGAUGAGAAUGUGUAAAACUUGGAAUGUGAAAGAUCGAGCCGAUUUAUUUUU
Messenger RNA from Naegleria lovaniensis, 659 nucleotides. RefSeq lists its product as uncharacterized. Lineage: Eukaryota; Heterolobosea; Eutetramitea; Acrasida; Naegleriidae. The annotation marks the transcript as partial. The record is from RefSeq and is a predicted model, not a curated record. The transcript has a single exon.